Molecule: messenger RNA, 1004 nt
Organism: Perca fluviatilis (European perch)
Lineage: Eukaryota; Metazoa; Chordata; Actinopteri; Perciformes; Percidae
Product: Fc receptor-like B
Exons: 6
Coding region: 185-904 (239 amino acids)
Biological process (GO): cell surface receptor signaling pathway
Molecular function (GO): transmembrane signaling receptor activity
Source: RefSeq, a predicted model, not a curated record
CAAAGGCAUUGUUUUAAAAGUUAAUGUAUCUGCUUCAUGGCAACUAAACAACUCUUUUUCUCAUAGUGUGUGCAGAGGAAACCACAACAUAGCCAGCCACAGUCACAGAGGAAGGAGGAGGGCUUACUUGAUGCUAUAACUAUGAAGUAAACAAAGUGUAGAUAUCAUUUCACCAACUGUUAGGAUGGAGGACACAUCUGUACUGCAGCUACUCUUUCUGACCUCACUGCUGAGCAGCACAACAAACCAAGUCUCUCUGACUGUGAGACCCAGCAGCUCUCAGAUGUUUGAAGGACAGCCUGUCUCUCUGAGCUGUGAGGAGGACGACAGCUCUGCUGGAUGGACUCUGAGGAGGGACACAACCAGAGAAACCAGGACUCAGUGUGGAGAUGGCUGGGGAAGACCUGCUGGUUCUUCCUGUAACAUCAACUACGUGGACCCAGAGGACAGUGGAGUUUACUGGUGUGAGUCCAGAGAGGGAGCAACCAGUAACAGCAUCAACAUCACUGUCACUGGUGGACCAGUGAUCCUGCAGAGUCCUGUCCUCCCUGUGAUGGAGGGAGAAGACCUCACUCUGACCUGUAAAACAAAGACGUCCUCCAACCUCCUAGCUGAUUUCUAUAAAGAUGGCUCCUUCAUCAGGACUGGGUUUGCAGCUCACAUGACCAUCCACCAUGUUUCCAGGUCUGAAGAAGGUCUCUACAAGUGUCACAUCAGCAGUGUUGGAGAGUCUCCACCCAGCUGGGUCUCUGUCACAGAGAAACCUAGGACUAAAGACCCACCAACCUCUGCAGCUCCACCCCUGACCUCAGACUACCUCCCCCUUGUGGUCAGACUGGUCUGCCACCUGGUGGUCUUCUGUCCGUACUGCAUCUCCACUUUCAUCAUGGUGUCUUUAUAUUGACACAAGGCCACAGGAAACGGCCUACCUGUAGCCAUGGGGAUGACCUCGCCCACCAGGCUGAGGAGGGAUUGGAUGAUGAAUAUGAGAAUGACAUCACCGC